GUGGCUUUGGGUGGUCCUUCUGCUGGGAACUGUAGCCUACUCCCAGAACAACAAGAGACCACUGUAUGGAACCAUCACAUCUCCCAAUUACCCCAAACCGUACCCCAACAGCAAUGAGAGCACCUGGAAUAUUACCGUCCAUGAAGGGUACCACAUUUCCCUCAACUUCUUGGUGUUUGAUAUUGAACCCUCUGAAAACUGUUACUAUGACUUUGUUAAGGUGAUGGCAGAUGGGAAGGAGCUGGGGCAAUUCUGUGGUUCAGUGAACUCCCUAACCAACCCUACGCGCCGACAGUUUGUGUCCACAGGAACCCAAAUGAGAAUUCACUUCCAGUCUGAUUUCUCCAACGAGUUGGAUGGGGACAUCGUUCCAUACAAAGGAUUCAUGGCCUUUUACCAGGCCAUUGACAAGGAUGAGUGUGCUCCUCCUAGUGAUAACAGUGCCACCUGGACCCCUCCUUGUGAACACGUCUGCCACAAUUAUGUGGGGGGAUAUUUCUGUUCCUGCUUUCCGGGGUACCACCUGCAGAGCGACAGCAGAUCCUGUAAAGUGGAGUGCAGUAGUGAGAUGUUCACAGAGGAGUCUGGGUUUAUCUCCAGUCCGGGUUACCCUGAGCCUUAUCCCCCAGACCUCAAGUGCAACUACAGCAUUCGCUUAGAGGAAGGCUUACAGAUAUCUCUCAGCUUUCAGAAACCCUUUGAGAUUGACUAUCAUCCCAAAGCCCGAUGCCCGUAUGAUACACUAGAGGUGUUUGCCGGUGAUAUGAUGUUGAAUAGUUUCUGUGGAAGUGACUCCCCAGGGAUGGUUAUGACUCGGAGCCAUACUGUAGACAUUGUAUUUGAAACUGACGACUCUGGAGACAGCAAAGGUUGGAGCCUGCACUACACGUCGGAGGCGAUUCCGUGCCCCAACCCCAAGGCCUGGGACAAGUACACCAUCAUCAGCCCCAAGCAGAAUAUAUACAGAAUGAGAGACUACAUUGUCGUAACUUGUCAGACUGGAUACAAAAUCAUGGAGGACAGGAAAGAGCUCGGCAGUUUCAGCACAAUUUGCCAAAAAGAUGGUACCUGGCAUCGCCCAAUCCCUCGUUGUGAGAUUGUGACCUGUAAAGAUCCUCCAGUUCUGACCAAUGGACAAUACAAAUUCCUGACGGCACCAGGCAACCUGGAAUACGAAUCCGUUAUUCAGUAUCACUGUAACGAACCUUACUACAAAAUGGUAACUGCUAAAGACAGUGACACAUUCACAUGUUCAGCCCAGCGACAGUGGAAAGAUGAAAGUGGAGGAAAUAAGAUCCCAUUGUGCAUACCAGUGUGCGGGAAGCCAGAUAAUCCUGUGACAAAUUUCGGCCGUAUCCUUCAUGGUAAAAAAGCUGCUCCAGGAAACUUCCCUUGGCAGGUUUUUAUCUCAAGAAUGGGACGUGCAGGAGGGGCCCUCAUUGGGGAGCACUGGGUGCUCACAGCAGCCCAUGUUUUGCAACCAGAGAAUGAAGAGAAGGAAGACAAUGACCCAACUAAAGUGCAUAUCUUUAUGAGGAGUUUGGAUGUAAACCAACUGCUAAAAAUCGGAAACUACCCAGUUGAGGCAUUCUAUGUCCACCCUAAAUACCGCAGGGGACGCUAUGACAAUGACAUUGCUCUUAUUCGCCUGAAAAAUCCAGUGGUCAUGGACGAAAAUGUGUCUCCAGUCUGCCUUCCUAGCCCAGAGGAUGAAGAUGACAUUUACCAGAACCAUAGGAAUGGCUAUGUAAGUGGAUACGGACAGACCGAGAACCGCACCAUUGCCAAUGAACUCCGCUAUGUUAGUGUGCCUGUCGUAAGCUGGUCGGCCUGUGAGACUUAUGUUAAUGACAAAAAGCUGAAAGUGAAGGACGUCUCUGAAAGGCAGAAAUAUAGUUUAACCAGAAACAUGUUCUGUGCCGGAUUCCCUGAGGAAUCUCUUAAUAAAGGUGAUUCGUGUCAAGGCGAUAGUGGUGGGGCCUAUACUACCCCAAAUAGACAGGAUACCUGGGUGGCCACAGGGCUUGUUUCAUGGGGCAUUGGCUGUGGCCAGGGCUAUGGAAUCUAUACCAAGGUCAGUAAUUACCUGGACUGGAUAAAGAGCUACACAGAAAAGGAUGAAUAGUGUCAGUGUUUUAUAUCAAGACAAACAUUGUAUGUUAAUUGCAGAGACCUACAUGUGUCCGUUUCCUCCCCUCCCUCUGGGUGACAGAGAAUAAUCACUGGGGGGAUAAAAUAGUCUACUGGGGAAUGGAAUAAAAGAUGCAAAAGUUGCUGUUGGUCAAGGCAACCAAUCAGAUGUUUGUCCUCAACGCUGCGAAAUAUGUUGGCGCUAUAUAAAUACAUGUUAACAAUGUUAAUAAACAUAAAAUUCUGCUAGGUCUUAGAACUUAGGUCUGCUGUUAUUUUUACCCAUUUGUGUUAUUAUCGUAUCUUGUUUUUUGCACAAAAGAGAAAAUAAAGUGCAGAUUCACUUAAAAGAAAAUGAAA
Xenopus laevis (African clawed frog) is the source of this 2490-nucleotide messenger RNA. RefSeq names its product Putative ortholog of complement C1r subcomponent precursor (EC 3.4.21.41) (Complement component 1, r subcomponent), 1 of 1 L homeolog. Gene Ontology annotation, cellular component: extracellular region; cell surface; blood microparticle. Gene Ontology annotation, biological process: proteolysis; zymogen activation; complement activation. Gene Ontology annotation, molecular function: hydrolase activity; peptidase activity; calcium ion binding. The record is from RefSeq and is marked predicted. Lineage: Eukaryota; Metazoa; Chordata; Amphibia; Anura; Pipidae.